AUGAACGGGUACUACAGACAGGACAGCCCCUACAGACACGAGAGCCCCUACACCAGGACAUCACCAUAUCGUGUGACGCCAUACAACGGCCACCCGAGGGCUCACAUCCGCGACGUCUGGAACCACAACCUCAUCGACGAGUUCAAGACAAUCAACCGUUUGGUGGCCGACUAUCCGUACGUAUCGCUGGACACGGAGUUCCCGGGGGUGUUGCAGACCCGACCCACGGGUCCCAAUGGGGGCGUCUAUUACGACCAAAAGGAGUUCGACUACCAGACCGUCCGGUGCAACGUGGAUGAGCUGCAGGUGAUCCAAGUGGGCCUCACGCUCAUGGAUGGCUACGGGCGCACGCCCUACGACCGGGUGGGUGUGAGCACCUGGCAGUUCAACUUCCGGUUCAACCUGAAUGUGGACAAACACUCGGCCGACUCCAUACACCUACUGAUGAGCAGUGAACUCAAUUUCCAACGCCUGGCCACCGAAGGCAUCGUAUCCCAAGACUUCGCCGAACAACUCAUGGCCUCGGGUCUGGUGCUGAACGACAAGUGCGAGUGGAUCUCCUUUCACGGCGCCUACGACUUCGGUUAUCUCAUUAAGAUCUUGACGGACGCACCGCUGCCCCCAAUGCUCCGGGCGUUUCACGAGUUGCUCAGGAUUUACUUUCCCGUCAUUUUCGAUGUCAAACUCAUUCUCAACGCAUUUAAUGGACACACAGGAGGUCUGCAAGAGGAGGCCCAGAACCUGGGUCUCAGACGCUUUGGUCGACCCCAUCAGGCGGGAAGUGAUAGUCUACUGACGGGACAGUUAUUCUUCCGAGUGUUAGACGCCUAUCCAUACCAAUCGCAAGACAUCGACAGAUUUGUCGGAAAUAUCUUCAAAUUCAGUGACGCGGGAAGUGAUAGUCUACUGACGGGACAGUUAUUCUUCCGAGUGUUAGACGCCUAUCCAUACCAAUCGCAAGACAUCGACAGAUUUGUCGGAAAUAUCUUCAAAUUCAGUGACGUUUUUAUAUACAAUUAA
Molecule: messenger RNA, 1020 nt
Organism: Oppiella nova
Lineage: Eukaryota; Metazoa; Arthropoda; Arachnida; Sarcoptiformes; Oppiidae
Source: the annotation of a GenBank genome assembly